Molecule: messenger RNA, 1302 nt
Organism: Echinococcus granulosus
Lineage: Eukaryota; Metazoa; Platyhelminthes; Cestoda; Cyclophyllidea; Taeniidae
Product: NAD-dependent deacetylase sirtuin-3
Exons: 6
Coding region: 1-1302 (433 amino acids)
Molecular function (GO): NAD+ binding
Source: RefSeq, a predicted model, not a curated record
AUGCCACGGGCGUUGGAAGUGGUGGCGCAUCUAAUCUCUGAAGGAAAAGCACAUGAUAUAAUCGUAAUGGCUGGCGCGGGCAUCAGUACAGCUAGUGGCAUUCCGGAUUUCAGGUCACCAAAAACAGGACUCUACGCAAAUCUCAAAAAAUACAAACUACCUUAUCCAGAAGCAAUAUUCGAUAUUAACUAUUUUAAGAUUCGACCCUCAGCCUUUUACGCACUCGCCAAAGAAUUGUAUCCCACAGGAAAAUAUCGGCCGAACAUUGCUCAUUAUUUUUUCAGACUCCUCAACCAGAAGCGUCUGCUCAGACGCGUGUAUACUCAAAACAUUGAUGGUCUAGAAAGAGUCGCUGGAAUCCCCGCAAGCAAGUUGGUUGAAGCUCAUGGAACAUUUGCCACUGCACAGUGUCUAAAAUGCGAAAAAUCAAUCCCCGCGAGGAUGGUCAAGGCAGCAAUCGACAGAGGAAAGGUGGCACGGUGUUACCGUUGCAGGGGUCUGGUGAAACCAGAUAUUGUCUUCUACAACGAGGACCUUCCGGCAAAGUUCUGGCGCUAUCGAGAGGACAUUCCAAAGGGUGACCUGAUUAUUGUAAUGGGCACCUCUCUGGAGGUUCAGCCCUUUUCGAAGUUAAUCGUUGCCACCCACUCUAAUACACCCCGUGUGCUCUUCAAUAAGCACAUCGUCGGACCGUUUAAGACCCGUCGUAGGCCCAAGGAUUUUGUUGCUCUUGGCGAUAUAAGCACACUUAUUCGCGAGUUGUGCGCAUUACUUGAAUGGACCGACGAACUGGAAGAUCUAAUGAAGGACGCCGAAUUGAGACGCAUUGACUAUAUUGGCCUAAGUCCCCUCAAUGUAAAUGCCAUGUUACGGCUUCAAAAUGAGCACCGCCGACGCAACGAGUCCAGAAUCGUCAGAAACAGCUGUCAAACCACACCCACUAUCUCCUCCUUUUUGCCCAAUGUCUGUCUCGAUGAAGAGAUGGAAAUGCGAGCUUGCAUGGCCUCCUCUGGGGUCGCGCGUUUCCCUGUGCCAGUUGGUGAUGAUAAAAACCAGAAACUUCCUAGUAUUGUCCUCGAAUAUCACAGAACUGAGCGGAUGAAAAUGCCCUAUCCACCACAUCGUCGUCGGGGGAUAUCCGUGCCUCCAAUUCGUUGUGGUGUCGAAGAAAGCGGGGAAGGAGGACAAAUGGAUGAAGAUCUGAAGGAAGAAACUUUAAAAAAGGUGAAAAAAGGAACUGUUUUGCUUCCAAAACGACUCUCUGAGAUGCAUAUCACCACGGACGCGGAUGAACAGAAUUAG